Molecule: messenger RNA, 1065 nt
Organism: Frieseomelitta varia
Lineage: Eukaryota; Metazoa; Arthropoda; Insecta; Hymenoptera; Apidae
Exons: 4
Coding region: 160-981 (273 amino acids)
Source: RefSeq, a predicted model, not a curated record
UACAUAUCAUGUUGACGUACAAGUUAAUUUGCUUUAUCCGACAAUGCAUUGUGUUUUUGUACUCAAUUACUGAGAGUAUGCGAGUUGUAAAAAAGAAAAAAAAAUCAUGCACAUUCAGGCAAGCAUUCAAUCGAAUAAGAUCCUUUGGUGAAUUAAAAAAUGAGCAAAUUAAUUUUAGUUCUAUCAUACUUGAUAGCGUGUUUAAUAUUAAACUUAAUUAUGUGCGAUAAUUGCUAUCAGAUCAAUUCACGGCAAUUACCACACUACAAAUUAGUGAAAUCUAACGCCCGUUCGAAUCAAUUGAUACUUUCAAGAAAAAUGGUCCAAAAUGUGAACGAAUGUAGAAACUUUGCUUCGGCCAAAAAAGCUUUGGCGUUUAAUUAUGGUACAGAAAAUGAUGAUCACGAACUGAAUAUUGGCAAUCAGAACAAAAGAAGAACGAGGAGAAUGUGCCAAGCGCUUGAAUGCCCUGAAAUUUACAACUUUACUACACUUGUGAAAGAUAAGAAUUAUAAAUAUUACAGCACAUAUCCAAGCAUUAUACCAACUGGGUCUAACUUUACAUUGGCCUGCAUCCCUAAAGCAGGAAUAUUUGUAUUUUCAAGCAAUAACUUGAAUUACAGCCAAGCACAAACAGCUUGCCAAAAAAUAAAUGCAUCACUUGCUCACAUAAUUAGUGAGGAACGUACCAACGGGGUCGCAAAAUAUAUUUUGCCAAACACUCCUACUUUUGUCGGGCUCAGCAACCGUAAUGAUGAAAAAAUUUGGCAAAACGAAUUUGGUGAAUCGCUUUCAUGUUUUAAUUAUCGAGCAUGGGGAAAAGGACAACCAUCACAUUCAAAGGGAUGUGUCACUCUUGUACAACAAUUAGAAUUUGGAUCUUUUUGGAAUGUUGUUCCUUGUAAUAGCGUGUUAUUUUUCAUCUGUGAAAUUUCGCCAAUGUACAAAUAUUUAUAUAGCCAAAAAACCCAAAAUUCUUAAACAAAUAUUAACUGUAAUUUAAUUAUAUGUACAAAAAUCUAUAGAGUUAAACGUAUUAUUCAUGAAAAAAUACUUGAAACAGAU